UGAAGGCUCUGUUCCAGUUGCUCUACAAAGAGAAGACUAGCUACUGAACUUUUAAAUAAUUGAAAAAUUGAAUAAUUGUGCUGGAUAAAAUACCAACAUCAUGCCUGCCAUCACUGACGAAAUUUAUAUCCUUGAUCGGAAUAUAAUAGAAUCUGCGAGACUCGACGAACAACAUGCUUUUUUCGUGGACGUGAUUGGAGGAAAUCUCAUUCACCCUUCAAUUACGCAAGAUAACCUUUUCGCUAUUGCAGAUAUUGCAACUGGCACCGGUGCCUGGCUGCGAGACGUGUCUCAACUGCUUCCUACAAAACAGCCAACCCAAGAUAGUCCUCAGCGCUAUUACCAUGGAUUCGAUAUUUCAUCGGCCCAGUUUCCCGAAAAACCAUUUCAAUCCAACAUGGAAUUCUCGGUGCAUGACAUCCUACAACCGUUUCCCCAAGAGCACGUGGGCCGAUACGACUUUGUGAAUGUGCGCUUCUUGCUUGGUGCCAUUAAGGAAGCUGACUACAUGAAGGCAGUUAUCAACGCCACAUCCCUUCUCAAGCCAAAGGGGUAUUUACAGUGGGCCGAGCUUGACGCGGAUCUUUUCUCUCAGAACAAGCCCGAAGAGUUCCCGCGCUUUAGCGAAAUCGUCCGCUUGGUUUUUGCUCUGGAUCAAAAUGGACUGUGCAGUCAUGCGUCUGACGCCGUCUACUAUGCGGCACUUUUCUCUUCGGGCCUCACCAGCAUCACUAAGCAUGUUUACAGUUCAUUGGAUAACCCAAAGCUGGAUGACAAAGCCCGUGUCUGGUGUGUCAAUGGUUUUGGCGCCCUUCUGCCUGGCGGUCUGGUCCGAUCGAAGACCUUGGCGGCGACAAGUAGCCCAGAGGAGGUCAACGAGAUGACCGAACAUCUAUUACAGGAGGUGAAAGAGUUAUUUGCACGUGGAGUAGUGCCAGAUGGACAUUUUGCCGUUGUUGUGGGCCAAAAAGGGCCGGCAUAA
Talaromyces proteolyticus is the source of this 982-nucleotide messenger RNA. RefSeq names its product putative LaeA-like methyltransferase. The record is from RefSeq and is a predicted model, not a curated record. Lineage: Eukaryota; Fungi; Ascomycota; Eurotiomycetes; Eurotiales; Trichocomaceae. Bases 101 to 982 code for a protein of 293 amino acids. The transcript has 4 exons.